Plectropomus leopardus (leopard coralgrouper) is the source of this 4226-nucleotide messenger RNA. It is a transcript of the gene ankle1, whose product is annotated as ankyrin repeat and LEM domain containing 1. Gene Ontology annotation, biological process: resolution of meiotic recombination intermediates; double-strand break repair via homologous recombination. Gene Ontology annotation, cellular component: cytoplasm; nucleoplasm. Lineage: Eukaryota; Metazoa; Chordata; Actinopteri; Perciformes; Serranidae. The record is from RefSeq and is a predicted model, not a curated record. Gene Ontology annotation, molecular function: DNA endonuclease activity; protein binding.
GUGGAUAAAUAACUGGCCUUCAGAGUUUGAAAACAACAACGGUACUUCUCCCCGAGUGUUUAAGGGACGAGACUAAGGAUAAUACACACUGACUGCAUACACAUUCGUAGUUUUAUGUGUGCAGCGAAAAGGUUACUGCAGGUCAUCAGUCGCUAUUAUUUUAGCUAACUAGCUAGCCUCGAUAAAAGGUUAUUCAUAGUUUGUUGCACGCCAUGGGCUGAUGUACGACCAGAUAUCUUUUAUAAACGGAUAACGUAGGACAUGGAUCGAAAGACGACGGGGCUCGAAAGUCAACUGUGCAAAGCUGUGAACGAUGGAGACCCAAGGUCUGUGCAGCUGCUUCUUUCACAAGGUGCAUGCCCUGAUCGGGUGGGUAGUAAAGGGGUGGCUGCAAUACACUUGGCUGCUGGCAAGGAGAGCGAGAAGAACACACGCUGCUUGAAGAUUCUGCUGCAAUAUGGAGCAGACCCCAAUGUUAGGUCAGAGGGACUGACUCCUCUUCACAUCGCUGCACUGUGGGGAUGUUAUCAAAAUCUGAAGUUGCUGCUGAUGAAUGGAGGGAACCCCAGCAUUAAAGACAAUGAAGGUAAUACUCCAGGGCAACUUGCAGAGCAGCAGGAGAAUCGAAAAUGUGCCCAGCUCCUUCAGGAGUACCAGCUCAGAUCAGUGGACACAGAAGAAGAUGACUUCCCUCAGUUCCAAUACUCUGUGUAUUCAGACCAAACAGAUAUCUCCAGCUAUCCUGAAUCAGACUACAGCUUCAGUUCCCACUCAUCGAUGAUAAGUGACUUGGGUGAAGCCCCACUGAGCAGCACAAGGCGGUCAUCAUUUUUCAACCUGUCUAGCAUUAAUGGAAGGCCAAAUUGCAGAGGAAUAUCAUAUAAAAGACUAUCUGACAUGGACACUGAGCGGCAUCGCAGCCAGGACUUGAACAAUUCCUCUUUACACUGGGCACCUGAAGGUCCCUCCUUACUAUCAAGCACUCGCAUGUCUGCAGUGGGACCUGCAGCUGCAUUGCCGAUCCUUAAGGAGGACGAUUUAUUUACUGACGAUGUGUUCACAUCAAAAAGUAAUGAACAUGCUGCUGCUGCUGCUGCAGCUGAUGAAAGAAUCUCCCUCUCCAGAAGAGACACUCUCCCAGCAUUUCCGUCAAGGAGGGCAAGUCGUAAGAGUGUGAGCUUCAGAGAUGUAGAUGAAUAUUUUCCUGUUUUUAGUCCUGAAAUUCCCAAACAGCAGCCUGUUGUUGAUGGCAGCCACUGCACCGGCAGCUUACCUUUUGACAUGUCCGAAUACUCUGACUUCCUUGAUUCAGAACGCAUGGCCACUGUUUUACACAAACAGGGCAUCGACGUCACAUCCCCGGAUCAUGUUUAUGUUUUUUGCAGGGAGAGCAGUGAGAGCACAGAGGAGGACUUGGAGAAGACGGUCCUCAGUCGCUGUGCUUUGGAGGAGAGUGAUGAUGAAAAGGAGGGUGAACAUGUGAAAGAGGCUCAGGUGAAUAUACCAGAGCAGCCAACUCAUUCUCAUGUUGGCAGCAGUAGCAGCGGGACUGGUAGUAGUCAUUAUAGUAGUUGUGAGAGCGACCAUUACACAAGUGCUUUGGAUGCUUCUAUACACCCCAGACAUGCCCUACUCCCCGUUGCUGUGGAGGUGUCUCCUGGGACUGAAUCUGACAAAAAGAUUGAGAUUUCUACAGACUCUGAUUCCCAGAUGGUUCCAAAACCUUUACCAUGUAUGCAUGAUAAACAGGUCCUGUCUGAAGUAAAAGACUCAAACAAUGAUGUAUUUGAGGCAUGUAGUCGUCCUGUUGAGGACACCUCAAGUAAAGGUCAUAUUGACCAGCCCGUGGCAGACAACCCAUUGGAUGAAGCAGCUGAGGCAUUACAGAAAAACUUCAACCUUCAAUUCACACCGAGUCCUUUUGUAACAGGUAGGACUCGCUCGAGGUUGAGUCGCUGCUCACUGAGAACAAGCAGAACCCCAGAGAGCCUCCUCGACACAUCUUCUCUUUUUGAAGGGACUCUCCCCACACCAGUACGAACACGCCGCCAGACGCCCAGAUAUCAGAGCAGUGGAGACUUUUACAGUUCACCACAUGUACCUUGUAAUACACCAUCCUAUUCAGGGAAUAUCCCAGAAGGAGAGUCCUUGCCUGAUGAUAGCCAGGACACACAGUCCAGCACCCUCAGAGCUGGUUCCACUUUUGGCAGUAGCCAACCUGACACUCUCAUCCUCUCCAAGAGUGUUAAUGAUUCAUCUUGUGAAUCACAGACUUUGUCUGAUACAGUUGUAUUGGAGACAAACCAGGACUCUUCAGUGGAUGUUUAUGAAAGAAACCUUGCAGAGAUUAUACUGGCAAUGCAAGGCCACGAUCUUGCUGAGGGCAGGGAUUUUCUGACUGAUGACCUGACAAGUACAGAUGAGGCAUCAGCAAAGACAAAGGUAAAUGAUGCCUCUUGUAAGGACAAAGAAGAUACCCCAAAAGAAGAAGAUGUCUGGAUCACAGAUGACUACAGCUCUCAGCCAGACUCUGUCUCAUCUACAUCCAGUUCCUCCUAUUUUUCAUCAAGGUCCAGGGAAGACUCCGAUCUUCUUUGCACUCCAGGCACUGGAUGCACCCCCAGGUACAGCAUGAGCCGACUGUCGAGCUUCCGCAGGCCACAGCACCUGGCAAAUCUGUCUUACACCCCUGGAGGGCGUCCACACAUUCAGGAUCUGGACGAACCAGUGGAGUACCUCUACACCGAUAAUGAACAGGGCCACAAGCUGAUAGAAACCCACGUCCCACCUACAUCAAACACCUCACUCAGCUCUAGCAUGAGUACCACCAGCAGUGAGGAGACCAUCCUUUACGACUGGCGCUCCAUGCAGACGGAUGUGAUGAGCAGAGGGAAGGAGAACCAGAGGCCCCAGAAGGUGUUACAGAAGGAGGAGCAUGAUAAGGACAGGCUGUUGCUUGAGACCAAAGGGAUAACUGACAAGGAGCUGAGACUGAAGCUAGUAGAGCUUGGGGAGAGCCCGGGCCCCAUCAGCUCCCGUACCAGGCCCACCUAUAUGCGAAGGCUUUGCCGCCUGUUGCAGGAGUCAAACUCCCAAUCACCACAUCCUCAGAAGCAGUUGGACCAACCACAAACAGAUGUAGGUUAUAGUCCAGAAUUAUGUCGGGCCCUGCGGACCUUUGUGUUGCCUGACUGUCAGGCUGACGAGCAGGCAUUGUGCCAGCAGUUUGACCAACCAGAUCAAAACAGAAAGUGGAGGGAGGGCAUCAUCAAGUCCAGUUUCAACUACGUGCUCCUCGACCCAAGAGUGACAAAAAACCUCCCAUUUCGCAGUCACACCAUGACUCCACAGGAGUGUUUCCAGACAUUUAUCCACGCUAUAUUUUAUGUGGGCAAAGGAAAACGCUCCCGUCCCUACAGCCACCUGUAUGAGGCUUUAGAGUACUUCAAAGGAGACAAGACUUCUAAGAAAUUGUGCCCCAAAGUGCAGCACAUCCUUCAGGUGUGGAACGCGGAGCAGGGCGUCAUCUCUCUGCAUUGUUUCCAGAAUGUCAUUCCAGUGGAGGCUUACACUAGAGAGGCCUGCAUGGUGGAGGCCAUCGGGUUGAAGAUGCUCACCAAUCAGAAGCGAGGGGAUUUUUAUGGUGUGGUUUCCACCUGGCAAGCGAAGAAGAAACGGGACCUGGGCGUCCACCUGCUUUACCGGGCCAUGCAGAUCUUCCUGGCUGAGGGUGAGAGGCAGCUCAGACCAGCAGACAUCAGACAGUAGAGACCCCCAGUCGAGGGUGUAUGAAGAGCAGCAACACACCAAUGCACAGAGGGGGAGAUACCACUAGUUUGGGGUACAAAAAAGUCCUUUGAACAAUUUUGCGUUUCAACGUUGGGUUACUGCUGCUGCUAUCCACCAGAAAAUUGUCUUUUUGCGAAAAAUGAACUCUGAUCUCUCUUUCACUCAGCAUUAUACAGUUUGUCAAACAUCCAACAUCCUCUGCUAAUAUCUACAUUCUUUAAACUUGUCAGUUAAGAUCAUCUUGCUUGUUUUGCAUGGCUUGCUUUAUUUGGAUUAGAGAUGGAUUUCCUCAUAACAUUGCUUUUAAUUUGCCCAGAUUUAACAAAAAGUGAUUUGAGGGUGGAAUCCAAAAACAUACCUGCUUUUCGUCUUGACUACUUUAGUACUAACUACUUCUUCAAAUUGAUCCUCAGCCAAUUCAAACACAUUUCCAUAGA